Molecule: messenger RNA, 2676 nt
Organism: Trichobilharzia szidati
Lineage: Eukaryota; Metazoa; Platyhelminthes; Trematoda; Strigeidida; Schistosomatidae
Source: the annotation of a GenBank genome assembly
AUGAGAUUAUUAACUUUAAGUUCUGUUAUAUGUUCAAGUAUUGAUGGUGGAAUUACAUACUGGGAUGUUGUCCUUGGGCGGAAAGUAAAAAGCUUGGCCUUUCACACAUCUUGGAUUACUGCAAUAUACUACUGGGAAAAGACAAAAACUGUCGUCACUAUUAGUCAUGAGGGCAUUAUUGCAUUUUGGCAAGGCCUUUUACUAAUAGACUGGUAUAAUAUGUACCAGGCCGUCUAUAAUUGUCUGGUAAUUGACAAUUUGAAGGAAUUCGUUUGUGCAAAUGGGGACGGAUUACUUAUAAUUCCAGCUGAUAGACAUCGUUCAACAGGAAAGUUUCUAAAUAAUUGUAAAAAGAAACAGUUGCAAGGACACGCUGAUGUGGUACGUUGCUUGGUUAGUUUUGAAAAUCGCAUGUUUUCAGGAGGAUUUGACGGUCAAAUUAUUGUCUAUGAUACAAGUGGUAAAUUGGAUUUGACAACUAGAAUUCUAGUGAAGAUCCCCAGAGCACAUAAUGGCAUAAUAUCUUGCCUAGUUAAAGCUCACAGUGUACAAAACCAACAGAAUCUAGUAAUAAGUGGAAGUUUCGAUAGAUAUGUAAAAGUUUGGAAUGAUGAAGGACAACUAAUGUACACAGUUGAAAAUUUUAAUAACCCUAUUAUCAGUAUCGCUCAUAUUCCAACUACCGAUACAUUCUGGGUUACUUCUGGUGGUUGUCAGGCUAGAAUUUUCGAUGUACAAACAGCUGAAGAUGUGACAGAUUUUGUGAAUACUUUUAUAAAUUGGGGAAAAAAGCCAUAUCAGUUACGUCUAAUCACAUUCUGUCCAGAUCUAAAUAUGAUAGUAGGUUCUACAAGUCGUCAGUAUUUACUUAUCUGGAAGUAUAAUAGUGAAUCAAGUGCGCUAACAUUGCAGACUGAAAGUGGAAUCCAGUGUCUUUGUGCAAGUUAUAAACCGCCCUUCUCUUUAUUUUCUUCUGGUUCUGACAAUCACCUAUUAAGAUGGGAACGUAAAGGUCAAACGCAUUUUUCUUAUAUGAAACAAGAGGAAAUGAUUCAUGAAUCGAUUGAAGAAAAAUUGUUUGAAUGGCUUCAAGAAAAGAUGCGUACUCAAACUGUUCAGACUAGAGAAAUAGAAGCACUAAAAUCAUCAUUACCGAGGACUUUGCUAUUAUCAACUUCACCGUCAAUAACAUCCUUAAACAAAAGCUCUGUUCAUGCAUCGAAACGAUCAGUUACCUCCUGUUCACACUAUCGACAUGAAUCACCGAUCAGAGCUAAAUCAAGGAUGAACACACCAGUUGACACUCAUAUUCAAAAUGUACCCAACAGUAAUUCAAAGGAAGUAACAAUUAACAAGGCUAGAGGAAAAAAUUUCUUACGUAUGCUCUAUGUAGACGAGUUGGAUUUUCUUAUUGCAGCAUGUGAAGACGGAGUGGUAUAUGUACUUGGCUAUGAUUUAAAUGCAACCAAGAAAUUCUUAACCAAUGCAUCAUUCACUGAUGAAAAGGAUCACCUGGACCAUCAUGCAGAAAAUAUUCUCCAAAUCAGGGAUUCUACUGAAACAGGAGAUUCCAAUGAAAAAAUUCUCAACUCACCAAAAUUAUUAAAAAUAUUUAAUAAAUUAGAAGGAAAUAGUGAACAAGAAGAAAGCACAAACCAACGUAGUGACAAUAGCGAUAAGAUAAACAGUUGUAUACGUAAGAAAUCAAAUCCCUUGAUACAAAUGGCCGAUGACAGACAAACUUUAGAAUCUGUCAGUCGACAUCUAUUUGGAAUGAAAUGUCGCUUUGUAUUAAUGGGACACAAAGAUUCUGUCACAAGUCUAAUGAUCAUAAAGUAUCCAGAAGAUCCUAUUCAUCAGUUUGUACUGGUAACUUCUGGCUGGGAUCGCCGUAUAUGUAUAUGGGACUUAAAAUCUGGAACCUUAAUUGAUAAAUUCCAUGAAACUGUUGACGCUGAUGAGAAAGAUAAUCAGAAGGCCUCGAAAGGAGCUAUAUUAGACAUGGCAUAUGAUCCUGAACUAAACAUCUUCGCUUAUGCCUGUUCUGACUGGUGUAUCUAUAUUCGAAAAUUUUCUUUAAAUGGAGGUGAGAUGCAUCUUCAGAAUAAAUUAAUUGGACAUAGUGGACCAGUGAAUUCUAUUAUUUAUAAGCCAUCGAAUACAGAUAGUAACAAUCAAAGUGAAUGGAUAUCUGGAUCUGAUGACUGUACAAUUCGUGUAUGGAAUACAACAAACCAAGAAGCGGUAUGCCGAAUGACACUGAAUACAAAUGGUCCAAUUACAUGUCUUUGUUUGGAUACCAAACGAAAUAUUCUUCUCUCUGGAGUUGACAAAGAAAUUAAAAUUUACGAUCCACAGACUGGUCAUGUCUAUCGCAACUACAAAGGUCAUCAAGAUAUUAUAAGGUCUAUAGUUGUACUACCUGAAGACGAUGAGUAUAUAUCUGCAAGUGCUGAUGGUCAAAUUCGUAUAUGGAGUGCAUGGAAGGGAAGCCGAAAUCCAAUACCAGUUGCUUCAACAGAUAACGAUUCCGCACUUGAGGCAGCCAAAAUAGCAGCAAUUAAGUUAUCAUCAAAUCCAGCAGCAUCGAUUGGUGCGGCUGCACGAGCAUUCAGUAAGGCUGGACGAUUUCGGUGUAUUGUUGAAUGUUUAAUCAGACAUGAACGUGUAAAAUAG